AUGUCCCUUCCUUUCUUGAGCUUGAGGGCUUCACACUCCUUAGCUUUGCACGCUUCAAUACCUCUGAAUAAGCCCUUGACACCAUCUACUCUCAACACCAUCGAACGUGUCCUUAAACUCAAUCAGAUAAACUCAUCCGAAGAACAGCCACCGAACAGUGCAGUAAAAAGAAAUGCAGCUGUGCUGAUUCCGUUUUGCAAUGUCGACGAGAAACCGGGAAUCUUACUUGAAUUGAGAGCGGGGUCAUUAAGAACUCAUUCCGGAGAGGUGAGCUUUCCGGGUGGCCGUGUAGAUGACACAGAUCCCUCAAUACAAUACGCUGCUCUUCGUGAAACCCAGGAAGAACUAGGAAUUCAUCCAAAUCGGAUUGACAUACUCGGAAGUAUUGGUCCUCCCGAGGUAAAUCUUCGAGGCGACAUGCAUGUCUGGCCCUUUGUGGGUUUCGUCCACGCAGCAUCCAGGACAGAGCUCAAUUCAAAUGAGGAACCCUUCCCAUCACUUGACAUGACUGAGCUUCGCAAACAGGCGUCUCCCUUGGAGGUAGCAACCGUAUUUCACCUUUCUCUAGCUGAACUAGUUUCACCCUCACGACAACGGUCGUCGUUAUUCCGCGAAGAGCGACCAUACUAUGCUUUUGACGUGACGGAUCUCGUUCAGCAAACCGAUGUCGUUUUCCCCACGAUAAAGAGUGAUGUAGAUGAAAUAGGAACUGGAACGGACGGUCGUUUAGAAGUAUGGGGUUUGACAGGAUGGUAUUUAACAAUGUUGAUGCGGAUAUUGGGUUUAGCGACAAAGCAAUGA
Laccaria bicolor S238N-H82 is the source of this 801-nucleotide messenger RNA. RefSeq lists its product as uncharacterized. The transcript is spliced from 4 exons. The record is from RefSeq and is a predicted model, not a curated record. Gene Ontology annotation, molecular function: coenzyme A diphosphatase activity. NCBI's taxonomy places the organism in Eukaryota, Fungi, Basidiomycota, Agaricomycetes, Agaricales, Hydnangiaceae. The coding region runs from base 1 to 801 and encodes 266 amino acids.